AUGGCCGGCCUAGGACGCGUUGUGCCUGACCGGACUGAUCCUGGGGCCAAUGGAGCAACCGACAUUAAAUGGGGUGCAGGAAUUGUCGGUACAAUACCAGAAGGGAGGCCAGAGUUAGAGAAUUUUCGAGCAAGUGGCACUAAGGUCGAGCGCGGAGGCGCCCCCUCGCCAACGCCGAAGCACGACUCCAAGAUGUUCUUUCCUCUGGCUCAUUGA
Molecule: messenger RNA, 216 nt
Organism: Penicillium vulpinum
Lineage: Eukaryota; Fungi; Ascomycota; Eurotiomycetes; Eurotiales; Aspergillaceae
Exons: 2
Coding region: 1-216 (71 amino acids)
Source: RefSeq, a predicted model, not a curated record